CUCAAAGCUGUUCAAACGGGACUUUCUGUUGAGCGACCUGCAGCCUCCUGAUCCGCUCCAGGAGAAUUAGCUGAAUUCUGCAGAUUCUCUACGAAGCGACCAGAAGGAGAAUCUGCUGCCCUGCAAGGUGAAGACGGCCAUCAGCCAAUCAGGACCAGGCUUUCUGCAGGACCCGCCUCCAGCAGGGCUUACACCCCGACGCGACGCUCCUGCCGGUUGUCGUUGCUCAGGACUUUGGCUCCAGAAAACGCCGCGUCCGCCAGAAGCAGUAUGAAAUCAACGUAUAAAGGCCUUUAGCUGGACCAGAACCGUCCCCUAGCCUCUGACACCCUGCUGUCCGGGCGCCUCCCCGCAGGACGCCUCUACCAUGGCCGUGCUCACCCACCUGCUGGCCAUCCUCUUCGGGGUGGGCUCCUGGGUCUCCAUCAACGGCCUGUGGGUGGAGCUUCCUCUCAUCGUGCCGCAGGUCCCAGAGGGAUGGUACCUGCCCUCCUACCUGUCCGUCCUCAUCCAGGCGGCCAACGUCGGGCCGCUCGUAGUCACCCUGAUGCACCGCCUCCGGCCCGGCGUCCUCAACGAGGCGGCGGUCAUCUACGUGAUCGUGGCGGUGGGCGCCGUGGCCAGCUUCCUGCUGGCUUUCUUCUGGAAGGAGACGGUGGUGGUGGCCGGCAGCCCCCGCAGCCUGGCUCUGCUGGUUCUGACCUUCUUCCUGGCGACUGUGGACUGCACCUCCUCCGUCACCUUCCUGCCCUUCAUGAUGCACCUCCAGCCGCACUUCCUCACCUCCUACUUCGUCGGGGAGGGGCUGAGCGGCCUGCUGCCGGCCCUGGCGGCUCUGGUCCAGGGCGUCGGCCUGGUGCGCUGCGUCAACGGCAGCCGGUCCCUGAACCACAGCGGCCACGGUACCGGACGCCUGGAGGCUCAGUACCAGCCCUCCAACUUCUCCGCCGAGGUCUUCUUCUUCUUCCUCAGCGCCAUGAUGCUGGUGAGCCUGGCAGCGUUCCUGCUGCUGGACCUCCACCCGGCCGUGGUCCGGCAGCAGCCAGACCCGCGCUACUCCACCAGGUCCAGGGAGAGGUUCCGGAGCAGCCGGAAGAGGGCCGAGCAGAGGCCCAUGAUGGACCUCUUCAGGCCCCAGAACCACAAACCCAGAAGCAGCUUGGGUUCCAGCUCCUGCAGCCAGAAGCAGCUGAUCUUCAUCUUCGUGGUUCUGGGCUGGGUCAAUGCCCUGAGCAACACGGUCCUGCCGUCCGUCCAGUCCUACUCCUGCCUGCCCUACGGGAACGGCGCCUACCACCUGUCGGCCACGCUGGCCGCAGUGUCCAACCCGCUGGCCGGCUUCGUCGCCAUGUUCGUCUCCAUCAGGUCGCUGGUGUUCCUGGGCUUCCUGACAGUUCUGGGAACCUUGAUCGGCUCGUACAUAAUGCUGAUGGCGGCGCUGAGUCCCUGCCCCCUUCUGGUCAACGACGGUUCUGGCGCCGCGAUCAUGGUUCUCGCCUGGAUCCUCCUCAUCUUCUUUCUGUCCUACGUGAAGAUCAUCAUCGGGGUGAUCCUGCGGGACGAAGGUCACAGCGCCCUCGUGUGGUGCGGAGCGGUGGUGCAGCUCGGCUCCCUGCUGGGAGCCGUCGCCAUGUUCCCUCUGGUCAGCGUCUACGGCCUGUUCUCCUCCGGGGACCCAUGCAGCACCAGUUGCCCCUGAGGGAACCAUCAGGGGGACCCAUGAAGGUUCCCCAAUGAAUCCAAAGGGUUUAAAUGUUGCACUCUUUUAGUUUUUUGCU
Messenger RNA from Xiphophorus maculatus (southern platyfish), 1778 nucleotides. It is a transcript of the gene slc52a3-2a, whose product is annotated as riboflavin transporter 2-like. The record is from RefSeq and is a predicted model, not a curated record. Gene Ontology annotation, molecular function: riboflavin transmembrane transporter activity. The transcript is spliced from 4 exons. Gene Ontology annotation, cellular component: plasma membrane. Gene Ontology annotation, biological process: riboflavin transport. Lineage: Eukaryota; Metazoa; Chordata; Actinopteri; Cyprinodontiformes; Poeciliidae. Bases 368 to 1699 code for a protein of 443 amino acids.